AGGUAUCGCAACCGAGCAUACGCUUCCAUUUUCUCGAGCAUCUCGGACGGAUCGGUGAGCACGUGUUGUGUUUAGCCGGUCUCCACGCUCGCACGUCGAUUGGUUUAAGAGGAAGAAUUUUACGUGUAGCAACGUACUAGUUGCAGUCACCCCUCACUUGUGCGUGCCCGCCGCCUCGUGCACGACAGAGGUUAAAGCAUGAAUCCCGAGAAGCUCAAGAAGCUCCAGGCUCAAGUGCGAAUCGGUGGCAAGGGUACACCCCGACGCAAGAAGAAGGUUGUACAUGCAACUGCUGCUACAGAUGACAAAAAGUUACAGAGUUGUCUAAAAAAGCUUUCUGUAAAUACAAUUCCUGGAAUAGAGGAGGUUAACAUGAUUAAAGAUGAUGGCACAGUCAUUCAUUUUAAUAAUCCGAAAGCUCAGGCUAGUCUGUCUGCUAAUACAUUUGCUAUUACUGGUCACGGAGAAAAUAAACAAAUAACUGAAAUGCUACCAGGCAUAUUGAGCCAACUUGGCCCAGAGGGUUUAACACAACUGAAACGAUUAGCAAGUACAGUCGCUGGAAGUGCAGUCGGAAAAACUACAUUGGAAGAGGACGAUGAGGUGCCCGACUUAGUAGAGAACUUUGAUGAAGCUAGCAAAGAAGAGGUGGCUCCUAAAAAGGAACUGGAUGAAAAUGAUAAACCUAAUGGUGAAAAGAAAGACGCCAUUAUUAUUGAAGAAAAGAAAGAAGCCCCGUUAGCAACACCUGAAGCUUAAGAAUAAAUGCUAAGAUAUUUCAUACAACAAAGUUGUAACAAAUAAAUAAUAUGAUGAGUCAAGAGAAAUACAUGGCGCAGAAAUAAUAAAGCAUAACUAUACAUUACAAAUACUUGACAUACGCCCCAUGAUAUUUACUAAUACAAGUAACAGUUGACAAAAUAAAAAAAGCUGUUACAAAAAUCAAAAGGAUUCCCAGAGGUUUUUUUAUUAUUUUGGUGCUACCAGUACAAUAGUCUUUGCUUCGAAUUAGUCAACAUGUUUUUAUAGCUUCUAGUUAAUAUCGUGUGACGCUUUAAUUAUUUAAGAUAUUAACGGAAACUUGAGCAUUUAACUCAAUUACAGAGAGAAUUGUAACAGAAUUAAUAUUAUGCUGCAAAUUUUGUUAUUAAUACAUUGAUAUGAGAGAUG
This is a messenger RNA of Acromyrmex echinatior (Panamanian leafcutter ant), 1170 nucleotides long. RefSeq names its product bicaudal (gene bic). NCBI's taxonomy places the organism in Eukaryota, Metazoa, Arthropoda, Insecta, Hymenoptera, Formicidae. The record is from RefSeq and is a predicted model, not a curated record.